AAUGACGCUCUUCUCCGUUACCAAGGCAUUCUCAAGGCAAACACUAGCUGGAAAGCUAGGCUAGCCAAUCUGCCAGAUAAUCUUAUAGCUAUGAUUUAACCCGGUUUAGCCUCCUCACUGAGUUGAGCUAUUACUACAAAAUAGUUUAGUAGAACCCUCGACUCCACCACCUUUCCGUUUGCUUCUAGUCUGUUUGCUGCGUGGCCUACAUUAUAGGCUGAAACACCCAUUUCUCUUUUUAUCACCAGUCUACAAGCUAAGCUAGUAACGUUAACAUUAGCUGCACAGCCACCAUGGCUGAAUUUGGGUUCAAUGAACAGCAUCAAAAUGAAGUCAUCAAUUACAUGCGAUUUGCACGUUCAAAGAGGGUCCUGAGACUAAAGACUAUUGACUCCUGCUUCGAGGAACUCAAAGAUAGCAGGCUGGUGGAGGAAACCUUCACAGUGGACGAGGUGAAGGAGAUGCUGGAUGGGCUGCAGGUGGUGGUGCGUGGGGAGGUGGAGAUGGAGCUGAUCAACACAGCCCACACCAACGUGCUGCUGCUCAGGCAGCUCUUCUCACAGGCCGAGAAGUUUUACCUCCGACUGCAGAGUGAUAUCUCAGAGCUGGAGAACAGGGAUCUGUUAGAACAAGUGGCUGAAUUUGAGAAGACUGACUUUAAAACCCCUGAUAAGAAAAACCAAGAAACAAGCAAACCUAAGCUAGCACCACUCAAUGAAGGUGGGGUGUCUGAACUUCUCAACAAGGAGAUAGCCAGACUACAGGAGGAAAAUGAUAAACUGAAAACCAGGCUGCGGACUUUAGAAUCCCAGGCAACGAGUGCACUGGAUGACAGAAGCAAGGCAGAGAGAGCUCUGAAAGACCUUCAGAAGGUGCAAGGUGAACAGCAGUUUGCUGCUCGAUCCCAGGAGAUCGGUAGUCUGGAGGACACCGUGGCUGCUCUGAAGGUGGACUACGAAAAGUCUCUUAGUGCCAACUCUGUGUCCCAUAAGAGUUUGCAGGAGAACCUGAUCUCUGCCAAACACGACCUGCUGCGAGUGCAGGAGCAGCUGUCCCUGGCAGAGAAGGAGUUGGACAAGAAGUUCCAGCAAACUGCAGCCUACCGCAACAUGAAGGAGAUCCUGACCAAGAAAAAUGAGCAGAUCAAAGAAAUCAGAAAACGAUUGCAGAGAUAUGAGCCCAGUGAAUGAGUCCAGAGGAUAAGACAGGACCAACAUGUUUGAAUGUGUUUCAGAGAAGAAACCAUCCGUUCCACUGCUGGAAGACGAGAGACGGAAAAAAGCCUUUCCACGAGGAAUCGCUCUAUCCAUGCUUAAUCCGGCAUCUUCAGUAGUUAGUGAAUAGUGUGAGCAGGAAGGUUGGCAGCACAACUCCUCACACCAAUAAGGUCCUGAUAAAUGAUAGCCUUCUUCAGCUGUGCUUUUUUUCUACGUCUCAGUUUUAGGAGCUCACUUACAGUUGCUAGCAGACUUCCCUCAGCGCUCUAUGCAAUUUCUACCACAUCCCUGUUUGAAGAGGCCUUGUCCAUUUGCUGAAUUCGACAGUUGCUCACUGUCUGCCUGAAGCGUUGCAGUCUUAUCUUUCAGAUGGUUAAAGGUGAUGUUUAGCUUUCUAGCACAGGGUAAUUGAUCAAUAUUUGCUGAUUAGGUUUAAUUAUAGCAGCCCAAUUUGUAGUUCAGUGAAAUCAGUGUUCGGCUAAACCCAAGCCAGUUUGUUUAUUGAUAGUGACCACCUUCAAAGUAAUGUCACAGGCCCCACUUGGUCACCCCUGCUUUAAUUUAUUACCUAAUGACUUUAAUUGCAUUUCACUCAAAAGUAUUUUCAAUGAUCUGACAUUCUGUGAAAAGUCUGAUUAUCGAGAAUAAACCAAAAUGUCCUGCAUUUAUUUGUUCUGCUCUUGCAUAUUGAAUGAUGUGGAUAGUGAUCUAGAAUGAUUUCCCCUACUUCCCUGCACAAAGGCCAUAGAAUAUUUUUGUCUCUUUAGCUGUGUACUUUUCGUAUUGCUGUGGGUGAUGGAAUGUAAGAGAAAAAUAAUGAAUAUUUACAUGAUGUUCAUGAAGUAAUGCUCUUGUAGAGUAUAAUACAUCCCCCCAAAACUACACUAGAUGUGCAUUUGUUUGUAUUGUGCAAAGUAUGGGGUAAUAAAAGCUGUUAACAAAUA
Messenger RNA from Gymnodraco acuticeps, 2161 nucleotides. RefSeq names its product leucine zipper transcription factor-like 1 (gene lztfl1). Gene Ontology annotation, biological process: negative regulation of protein localization to cilium. The record is from RefSeq and is a predicted model, not a curated record. The transcript has 10 exons. Bases 294 to 1190 code for a protein of 298 amino acids. Lineage: Eukaryota; Metazoa; Chordata; Actinopteri; Perciformes; Bathydraconidae. Gene Ontology annotation, cellular component: cytoplasm.